Molecule: messenger RNA, 465 nt
Organism: Nezara viridula (southern green stink bug)
Lineage: Eukaryota; Metazoa; Arthropoda; Insecta; Hemiptera; Pentatomidae
Source: the annotation of a GenBank genome assembly
AUGAGAAACGCUUCCAAUAAAUCACGGCCGUCCGAAUCUUCAUUCACUCGUCCCGAAUUUAUCUCGCCUGCCAUUCAUAACUCACAAACGGUUCCUUACCCUUUUUUGUCCUUCGAGAUAAGAGAGGGGGAGGGGGUAAGUCACCACCCGCCGGGUACUGCCUUUCCGCCGACCCUGUGCUCUGUGACUACUGAUGGCGUCCUAAUCCAUGCGGACACCUCGUGCAUCCAUUACCGUCUUGCAGGGACCGGCAUAACUCUCUCCGGGGACGAUAUAAUCGGAUUUAAAACAAGACGCCAGGGCUUGGCUGCAGCUCAGAUCUCUAAAUGCAACGCGGUCAGUGACUCGACUCCUACAGCCGCUAGGUCACUGCCAAGGUAUUUUUCGCCCAGUUUUCCCAAGCACAGUUUUCCCUUUCAACGGCUGGUGAAGGACCUCACACCACAUGUGGUCUCCGCUGUUUAA